Pisolithus orientalis is the source of this 1715-nucleotide messenger RNA. RefSeq lists its product as uncharacterized. The transcript has 8 exons. The coding region runs from base 358 to 1356 and encodes 332 amino acids. NCBI's taxonomy places the organism in Eukaryota, Fungi, Basidiomycota, Agaricomycetes, Boletales, Pisolithaceae. The record is from RefSeq and is a predicted model, not a curated record.
CGAUGAACCCAGAAUUCUAGAAGGGAAACGGGUUGUGGGCUAUUAUUGGUGACUGCUAUGAGCUAUCAUGUCAGCGCUGUGCGGCUAUUAGCUCCGUUUCCCGGACCUCCCGCUUUGGAUGACAGUCGACUAGGGGACUGCACUGGAGGACCGCCUUGAUAAACGAUUUCCGAGUCCGACUCGCACUAUACUGCUAUUGUUGGAGGGCAGUGGAUAAUGGGUAUAAGAAGGGGCUCCAUUAAGUAAGUUCAUGCUCCAACGCCGAACGCCCCCCACACGUACGCCUUUAUAAAUUGUCUCCCUGACUUCGAACCUCCGGUCUCAUCCACAAAUUUUUACUCAAUCCACGUGACGACCAUGGGUAGCAGUGCAUCUUCAUGCUCAAGACGGUCAUCAAGGAGGACACCCUAUCAUGGUGACAUUGAUAGUGAUGUCGCGAAGGGAACGUACCAAGAACCCCUUCAGCGAGUUGUAGCCCCAGGGGAUGUACCACCCCCCUACUCUGCGAGCGAAGCAUUGAAUGCAGCUGGCACGUUGCCUCACUCGCCGGCCGCACCUUCGUCUACUUCAUCUAUGUUUGGGGAACUACCCCCCGGGUCCCAUCACACGCGUCUCUCAAUGGUCCCUCCAUCUCCCGUUUCCAGCGCCUCUCGCAGUCGGCGUAGAGAUAGAAGUCCGAGUAACCUUGCGAAACCAUUACGUCAGGAGUCUAGGGAAAAUGCCCUCGAGACGCUACGAAAAUAUGACACGGUUCUUAUUGUGGACGACUCAGGAUCCAUGCGGGGUGCUCUGUGGGAAGAGGCUGGAUUGGCUAGCAUUGCCGCAGACUACGAUAGCAAUGGCCUCGAUAUUCACUUUUUGAACUACACUGAGUCAGCACUGGGCAUUAAGGACGCCUACCGGCCAGAAGGGUACACACCUAUCGGUGAACGGCUCGAGGGUCUGCUGUCGGAUUACCUGCGGGACCUGGAAAAAGCCCAACGCCGGUACGAGAAGGGAGAUUCUUCUGCGUUGAAGCAGAUUAAACCCGUGAAUUUCAUCGUCAUUACCGACGGCUGUCCGACGGAUGAUCCGGCAAGCGUUAUCAUUGCCGCGGCUCGCCGUCUGGACGCAAAGCACUUCCCGCUUACUCAAGUUGGUAUACAAUUCGUUCAAAUUGGCAAUUCAAGAAAGGCAACAGCAUAUCUGAGAGAACUUGACGAUACCUUAAGUGGUCAUUACAACAUCAGAGACAUUGUAGACACCACUCCGUAUAUGAAUACGAAAUUAACGUCUGACAUGCUGAUCAAGAUACUACUGGGAGGUAUCAACCGGCGGGUCGAUCAUCGUGGUGCUGAAGCUGUAAUGGGUUUGUGAAGGAAACAAAUUGACGUUGUUGGAUUUUUGUACCUAUAUGCUGCAUCGUAGAAGGUUGCUCGCGGCGUACCAACUAUAGUUCCAUACUCGAGAAUACGCUAGGCAUGUCCAUGUUUCUGAUAUGUAGUUUUAUGAUAUCGACUGAGCAUCGGUCCUCCUUUAAUCAUCGCUACAGUACAUCAACACUCCGCGGGGAGGAUUUAAUUACGAACUGCACGUACACCCGAGCGAUACACAAUAGAACGUUUGAAAUCCAUCAUGUCUUCGCAAGCUGAAAAGAAUUGACUAGUGAUCUCACCGGCAAACGGUCACCCAACAAACAUUUCAAAGACGGACGCAGCCCCUGGUCGACAACUUGG